This is a messenger RNA of Colletotrichum fioriniae, 1926 nucleotides long. The record is from RefSeq and is a predicted model, not a curated record. Lineage: Eukaryota; Fungi; Ascomycota; Sordariomycetes; Glomerellales; Glomerellaceae.
AUGGCGGACGACAAGCACCUCGAGGGAGCCGCGGUCUCGGGAGACUUCUCCAACAUGGAGAAAGCCCGUCGCGGAUCCCAAGCAACAGUAGACCUAAACGAUAACGUCGACGCAAAGUCUGUCCUCCACCUCUGGUUCCUCAAUAGGACGAUCAGGAACCCCCUUCUCGGCAUAACCCGCGCCGAGCUCCUCCGCGAUGUCGAAGCCUUUGCCCACGACAAGGGCCUGCAGGAGUACAUCCCCGUCUUGAAAAAGGGCGCGCUCGUCGCCCAGGACCCGACGGGCUACGAGGAGAUUGACGGCCCCGAGGCCCUCGACGCCACCGAGAUCCAGGUCCUCCGCGAUGAGGUCGAGCACAAGUGGCGCAUCCCCAAGAUCCUGUACCUCACCAUCAUCACCUGUUCCAUCGGCGCCGCCGUCCAGGGUUGGGAUCAGACGGGUAGCAAUGGCGCGAAUCUGUCUUUUCCUACGGUCGGCCUCGUCAACGCAGCACCUUACAUCGGCAGCGCUCUCAUCGGCUGCUGGCUCUCGGACCCGCUCAACAACUUCUUUGGCCGCCGCGGCGCAAUCUUUUUCGCCGCCAACUUUUGCCUCUGGCCCGUCAUCGGAAGCGCCUUCUCCCAGACCUGGCCGCAGCUGCUCGGCUGCCGUGUCCUCCUCGGCAUCGGCAUGGGAGCGAAAGCCAGCACGGUACCCAUCUUUGCCGCCGAGAACUCGCCUGCGCCGAUUCGCGGCGCGCUUGUCAUGACAUGGCAACUCUGGACAGCCUUCGGCAUCGCAGCCGGAACGGCAGCCAACCUCGCCGUCGCCAAAACCGGCGCCAUCGCCUGGCGCCUCCAGCUCGGGUCCGCCUUCAUCCCGGCUCUGCCGCUCGUGCUGCUCAUCUACAUCUGCCCAGAGUCCCCGCGCUGGUACAUCAAGAAGAACCGGUUCCCGGACGCCAUGAAGUCGCUGCUGCGGCUACGCAACCACCCGAUCCAGGCCGCGCGCGACAUCUACUACAUCCACACCCAGCUCCAGGUCGAGGCCGAGAUUGUCGGGCGGUCCAACUACGCGAAGCGCUUUGUCGAGUUGUUUACCAUCCCGCGUAUCAGACGCGCCACGCUGGCUUCCUUCACCGUCAUGAUUGCCCAACAAAUGUGUGGGAUCAACAUCAUUGCAUUCUACUCCAGCACAAUCUUCAAGGAGGCAGGCACGUCCGAGUACAAUGCCCUCCUAGCCUCCUUCGGCUUCGGCAUGGUCAACUUCAUCUUCGCCUGGCCCGCCAUCUGGACCAUCGACACCUUUGGACGCCGCUCCCUCCUGCUCUUCACCUUCCCCCAGAUGGCGUGGACGCUGCUCGCCGCGGGUCUCUGCACGCUCAUCCCGGGCACCGGAGGCGCUCACCUGGGCCUCGUGGCGUUGUUUGUCUACCUCUUUGCCGCAUUUUACUCACCCGGCGAAGGUCCCGUCCCCUUCACCUACUCCGCUGAAGUCUUCCCACUCUCCCACCGCGAGGUAGGAAUGUCCUGGGCCGUAGCAACCUGCCUCUUCUGGGCUGCCGUCCUCUCCAUCAGCUUCCCCAUCAUGCUCUCCGACCUCGGCGUCGUCGGCUCCUUCAGCUUCUACGCGGGUCUCAACAUCGUCGCCCUCGUCAUGAUCUUCUUCUGGCUCCCGGAAACCAAACAGCGCACCCUCGAGGAGCUCGACUACGUCUUCGCCGUCCCCACCCGCGUCUUCAUGCGCUACCAGCUCACGAAAGCCCUGCCCUACUGGUUCAAGCGGUGGGUUCUCUUCCAGAGGGAUGCUACGCUGGAGCCGCUGUACAAGUUUGAUCUCACGCACGAGGAUCACCACGGUAGCGAGACGUACGAGAAGACGCAGGUCGAGCAGCGGGAUCAGAAGAGGAGCGGUUCGGCUACCGGCGUAGACGUCACCGCCUCGUAA